GAGUUACAGGAAAGGGGAGUCCCCUCACCUACCAGUUCCCACAGAAUGCAUAACAACAGCACUACCCCUCAGCCCCACCUCUCUGCCCCUGUGGCCCCAAAUCCCCUCUGAAAGGGUUCUGGUUCAGAUAUCAACCUAGCAACUUAAAAAAUUUGAGUUGAGGUGCAGAGGGUAUGAAAGGCUUAGAUCAAAUAUACUGAGUUAGGCAGGAGCAGAAUGUCCCCAACACAAAAUAGCUAGGAAGUAAGUACCAUAGAUUGCCCCGUUUGGGGCUAGAGCAACCCAAGGGAUGAACUAAGUCUAUCCAGAGUUCUUGGAUUAGUCAUGGCAUUGAAGAGGAGGAGAAGACAGCACUGAGCUAUGCUGGCAGGGAGUCCGGAGUUUCUGGUUUUGAAGCUCAGGAAAGCAUGAGCCAGGGGAGGGGCCUCCACAUAGUGGGAGGGCAGGUAGCUGGGGCAGGGCCCUAGCUAGCUAGGCAGAGCUGCGCAAGCAGAGUCAACCCAGAACGGAAAGAAAGCAACAGGCUCCUGAAACUCUAGCAAGUGGACACUCUCCAACUUUGACCACUAAGAUACCACUCUUGCUCCAUUUGCCAUUCUGAGGCCUCUGCUUAUCCUGCACCCCAGAGAUGGAGUCACUCCUGGAAGUAAAAAUUGGCUGCCUGUUUGCCCUGUUGGCUAUCACUCUGACCUGUGGCCUUAUUCCCAUCUGCUUCAAGUGGUUCCAGAUUGCUGAAGCUACAGGUCGUCACCGCCGGGUCCUCAGCCUCCUGGGCUGCAUUUCAGCUGGUGUCUUCCUGGGAGCGGGGUUCAUGCAUAUGACUGCCGAAGCCCUGGAGGGAAUUGAAUCCGAAAUCCAGAAGUUUGAAGUGCAGAAUAGGACAGAAAUUAAGGGAAAUUCCUCUGAUGCUACUGAUUCAGCUCUUGAGCACUUUACCACUGAGUUUAUUUUGAGGCAAGGUCUUAAGUUGCCAAGAACUUGCUAAGACGCUGAGGCUGGCCUCAAGCUUAUGAUCCUCCUGCCUCAGCUCCUGAGUCACUGGGAUUACAGGUAUGUGCCUCCACCCCCAGCAAAGAAUCAAAUUCUUAAUUUGCCCCAAAGUUGACCUCCCUGUCCCAAAUUGAGUAGUUUGCCCCUCUCGCCACCACCCUCAGACCCCAACUCUCCCUCACUACCCCCAGAUUUUCUACUGACCACUGCAUCUUCAUGGGGUGCUUGGUCUCCUACCACCAACAUCACAGGGCAUCUACAGGCAUAGUUGGGGAGAAGUCAGUAAGCCCCUGACACUCCCUCACCCACCUCUUCCUAGCAAAGCAGCAGGAAAAAUGUCUGACUCUAAAGAGAAAACAGCCUCUUUCCCUCUGCUAACCCCACCAAGAAGAGUCAAAGAGGGAAGACUUUACCAAAUAUAAUGGGACAAGAGAUGACAGAGAAAUUCCCUGACAAAAACUCUCCUUGUAAGGGAUACAAACACCUAGGGAAGAUCCAGGGAGAGAGGCAAAGCCUUAUUUCUUAAGUCUUACUUGAGGGUGAUUUCACUUCCACGCUCAAAGUUCAGAUCUCGGCGGCUAGAGAGGGGUUCAAAGAAUAGAAAUUUUAGACAGGCAAUGCGAUCCAUCCAGAUAUAAGCUCUCCCUCUGUGAGAAAGCCAUCUUCCUUCUUUAUGAUCAAAUAUUGAUAAUUUAAGGUAGAAACCAAAGGAGAAGAGAGCCAGCAGAUCCCAAGCAAAACUGCUGUGAUCACCUAUGCCCUAUAUCCCUGAUCAGAGGGCAGCAAAGAGGGAAGAAGGGCACAAGAACAAGAGAUCAUAUUAUCUCUGAGAAUCCAAAAAUCCAUGGGAGGUAAACAAAAGAAAGGGGACAGUGCCUCACAAUUCUUCCUUCUCGGUCUGUCCUGAGCUGCCCAAGCUGCACACCAAACCCUGCCCUCCUCCCACACUGCAUACUUCUCAGACUCCCCUGCCUCCUCUGUACCUCCCAUGCCCCCCAGUUCCCACUAUUAAUUUCUCUCACAUGCACACACACACAGCCCACUCACUUGUUGUAGCUGUUCCAGUAGAGUUCAAUGUUCUCCAGGUUGGGUGCAUGUGUAAUGAUAUUCCUAUACUUUUGUAUCAACUCUGAAUUUCCAGACAACUCUUCCUGAAGGACAGACAGGAGAUAACUUAGGGUUAAAAAGAGAAGCAAGCAACCACUGCAUAAGAGGCAAGC
This is a messenger RNA of Marmota monax (woodchuck), 2210 nucleotides long. RefSeq names its product solute carrier family 39 member 2 (gene Slc39a2). Bases 629 to 985 code for a protein of 118 amino acids. Gene Ontology annotation, biological process: zinc ion transmembrane transport. NCBI's taxonomy places the organism in Eukaryota, Metazoa, Chordata, Mammalia, Rodentia, Sciuridae. Gene Ontology annotation, cellular component: plasma membrane. Gene Ontology annotation, molecular function: zinc ion transmembrane transporter activity. The record is from RefSeq and is a predicted model, not a curated record. The transcript has 4 exons.